GAAGCACCAUCCGCCGACCUUCCUUUUUCCAUUCCUGUAAUCCGUGUGCGUAGGGUGUGCUCUAGCCUUGGCACACAUUUUAUUAUUAUGACACAAACGAGGAGUUAGAGAGCACACGCAGACAUAUUUUUAUAAGAAAAAUAAAAAUCGGUGAAGCAGGAUUUCAUUUGCCAACUCAAGUAACGAGAAAGAAGACCGUUCGAGAAGACGAACGUUAGCAGGUAGCCAUUAGCCUAAUUGUUGAAAGCGUGGGUGACUGACGUCAAAUUGUUAAACAUUAGUAUUCCUCUUAAAUCGCUUUUAUUUUGUUUUAGAAGGAGACGUGGGUUUUUUUUUUGACGCCUCUUUUUUUCGUGCUAAGUUGCUUGGUUGUAUCUAGGCCGCGCGUCGUCUGAAGCUAGCUAGCCCACGUUGCUAAAACUGCGGUGAGGAAUUUUUCCAAUCCUCUCCUUAAAUUCGCUAAUUUCUUUAAAAGCGCGGCAAAGAUCGCACCAGCAUGAAUCCCAGCGCGCCGAGUUACCCGAUGGCUUCCCUGUAUGUGGGAGACCUGCACCCGGACGUGACCGAGGCCAUGUUGUAUGAGAAGUUCAGCCCGGCCGGGCCCAUCCUCUCCAUCAGGGUGUGCAGAGACAUGAUCACCCGCAGGUCGCUCGGUUAUGCUUACGUCAACUUCCAGCAGCCUGCCGACGCUGAGCGUGCUCUUGACACGAUGAACUUCGAUGUCAUCAAAGGUCGACCACUACGUAUUAUGUGGUCUCAGCGUGACCCAUCACUGCGAAAAAGUGGUGUGGGCAACAUCUUCAUCAAAAACCUGGACAAGUCCAUUGAUAACAAGGCCCUCUAUGACACCUUUUCUGCAUUCGGAAACAUCCUUUCCUGCAAGGUUGUUUGUGAUGAAAAUGGCUCAAAGGGUUAUGGCUUUGUGCACUUUGAGACCCACGAUGCUGCUGAGCGUGCCAUUGAAAAAAUGAAUGGCAUGUUACUCAAUGACAGAAAAGUGUUUGUUGGACGCUUUAAGUCACGGAAAGAGAGGGAAGCUGAACUUGGAGCUCGUGCCAGAGAGUUUACCAACGUUUACAUCAAGAACUUUGGCGAAGACAUGGAUGACGAGAAGCUGAAGGAAUUGUUUGACAAAUAUGGAAAUGCUCUCAGUAUCCGGGUUAUGACAGAUGAAAAUGGCAAAUCCAAGGGGUUUGGCUUUGUAAGCUUUGAGAAGCAUGAAGACGCACAAAAGGCUGUCGAUGACAUGAAUGGUAAAGAGCUGAACGGUAGGCAAGUGUACGUGGGCCGUGCACAGAAGAAAGGAGAACGGCAGAAUGAACUCAAGCGCAAGUUUGAGCAGAUGAAGCAAGAUCGCAUGACCAGAUACCAGGGUGUUAAUCUGUACGUGAAGAACUUGGACGAUGGUUUGGAUGAUGAGCGUCUGCGCAAAGAGUUCUCUCCUUUUGGAACCAUAACAAGUGCAAAGGUGAUGAUGGAGGGCGGCCGCAGCAAAGGCUUCGGCUUCGUCUGCUUCUCCUCUCCCGAGGAGGCGACCAAAGCUGUGACAGAGAUGAACGGUCGCAUUGUUGCUACAAAACCACUCUACGUGGCCCUGGCCCAGCGCAAAGAGGAGCGCCAGGCUCAUCUCACCAAUCAGUACAUGCAGAGGAUGGCCACCGUACGCGCUGUGCCCAACCCCAUCCUCAACCCUUACCAGCCUGCUCCACCCUCAGGCUACAUCAUGGCAGCUAUACCUCAGGCACAGAACCGGGCUGCUUACUACUCUGCCAACCAGCUGCCCCAGCUUCGCCCAAGCCCCCGCUGGGCUGCUCAGGGAGUGCGUCCUCAGCAUUUCCAGAACAUGCCCAAUGCUAUGAGGCCAUCUGCUCCUCGCCCCCAGACCUUCAACACCAUCCGUCCCACCACUGCAGCCAACCCUCAGGUCCCUCGAAUGAUGACCUCCCAGCGAAUGCCUACACAGACGCUCAGCCAGCGCCCUACUGGUGCCUCCGCUGCUGCUGCACCAGUGCGUACUAUUCCCACGUACAAAUACGCUGCUGGAGUGCGCAACCCUCAGCAACAUAUGGCUUCCCAGCCUCAGGUCACCAUGCAGCAGCCUGCUGUGCACGUGCAAGGACAGGAGCCCCUGACAGCUUCUAUGUUGGCUGCUGCUCCACCGCAGGAACAGAAGCAGAUGCUGGGUGAGCGUCUGUUCCCCCUGAUCCAAAACAUGCACCCCAGCCUGGCAGGAAAAAUCACCGGUAUGCUGCUUGAGAUAGACAAUUCUGAGCUGCUUCACAUGCUUGAGUCUCCCGAAUCUCUGCGUUCCAAGGUGGACGAAGCUGUCGCUGUGCUUCAGGCCCAUCAAGCCAAAGAGGCUGCUCAGAAGUCCACCACGCCUGCUGGCGUCCCCGCUGUCUAACAAUCGGGAAAUUUGAAACCUGCUUCACCGAUGGAAAAAGAGAAAAAAAAAUAUUAAACAUCGAAAAACCUAAAAUUCUGAAAACAUCGUAAAAAGAUAAAUUAUUUCUGACAAAAAAAAAUGUAAACAAUUGACUGCCAGGUCUAGCAAUGGUUUGACUGGGCCUUGUUUAUGACUAAAAAGAAAAAAAAAUAGCAAAAUGGGUAAAAAAAAAAUUUAAAUUGAAUGCAUUCCUCUAUUUUAUGUCAUUUUACUGUGGGUGCUCUGAAUAUCAGCCGUGCACGGUGCGGUGGGAGCUGAGCGUUUUGAAACGUGAUUUGUAUUGUAAACUACUGGCUGUAAUAAAGUCUCACUCAGUA
Thalassophryne amazonica is the source of this 2763-nucleotide messenger RNA. Its product is annotated as polyadenylate-binding protein 1A. Gene Ontology annotation, cellular component: cytosol; nucleus; ribonucleoprotein complex. NCBI's taxonomy places the organism in Eukaryota, Metazoa, Chordata, Actinopteri, Batrachoidiformes, Batrachoididae. The transcript has 15 exons. The record is from RefSeq and is a predicted model, not a curated record. Bases 497 to 2404 code for a protein of 635 amino acids. Gene Ontology annotation, molecular function: poly(A) binding; poly(U) RNA binding; mRNA 3'-UTR binding.